Messenger RNA from Drosophila suzukii, 2460 nucleotides. RefSeq names its product (A+T)-stretch binding protein (gene ATbp). The record is from RefSeq and is a predicted model, not a curated record. Lineage: Eukaryota; Metazoa; Arthropoda; Insecta; Diptera; Drosophilidae. Gene Ontology annotation, biological process: regulation of DNA-templated transcription. Gene Ontology annotation, molecular function: DNA-binding transcription factor activity, RNA polymerase II-specific; RNA polymerase II cis-regulatory region sequence-specific DNA binding.
AUAGCUUAUCGGCAUUAUCGAUUGCGCCUUAUUUUGCCGAUAGCAAAACAAUAACAAAAAUAAACAUAAAACAUAAACAUAAACAAACACGAGCACGUCGAAACUGCACGACGCAAUGGGUUUUCCGCGCAUCCUCAGCAAGAACAACAAGAUUUACACGAAGCUUGGCGAGUUCUGUUUGUCGGGGGAUAGCUUCUGGAUUGUUUGCCAUACGUGCCAGGAGGAGCUGCAGACGCAAGAUCAGUUCUGGAAGCACAUACAGGAUGAGCACAACUUUCUGCAUGGGGUGGCCAAGCAGGAGCACAGUCGGACCUCCAGCUACUGCCUCACAGAUGUGGAGGCUGCGGCGGCAGCGGCCACUCCAGGUGGUAGCUCUCAGCAGGGCGCAACUGCGGUCAGUGUGCCCCUUGCACUGUAUCACUGCUCUACCAAGUACUCCGAGGAGGAGCAGCGUGAGGUGGAGCUUCACGAACAGCAGGUUCAAGUACAACAGCAAGUGCAACAACAGGUACAACAGCAACAGCAGACGCAACAGCAGGCCCACCAGCAGCUACAGCAGCAGCGGGAUGUUGCCAAGGAGCUGGCCGAACUGCAUGCCAACGUGGUGGCUGCCGCCGCAGCUGGUGAGGAAGGCACCCGUAGCAACAGCGUCAUCGACAUCAAGAUAGAGCCCGCCAGUCUCACACUUACACCCGAAAUGCAGGCUGCUGCAGCGGCUGGCGGGACCAUUUACCAUCUACCACAGUUAGUGCCAGCACCUGUGCCGCCCCCGCCGCCCACGUCAGGAUUUGUGAAUGUUAGCGCCAGCACCAACACUUCCAAUACAGUCAGCACCACGCCGCCCAAUGCGCUCCACCAACAACAGCAGCAGCAGCAAAUCAAUAUGUCUGUCGUCCCUUCAACGGCAAUGGCCGCCGCCCUGCUGGCCGCCAGUCAGGAGCAGCUGCCCAAGGACUCCAACAGCACGACCGCAAGCGCCGGGAGCGCAGUGUCCUCGGAUGACGGAGAACGCUGGUACGUCUGCGAUUAUGAAACAUGCGGUCUGAAGUUCAAGUACAAGUCCAGAAUGGAGCUGCAUCGGGUGGUACAUAGCAAGGAGCGGCGGUUCAACUGCGAACUUUGCAAUGCCUCCUUUAAGCAGUCUUGCAACCUAUCCACGCACCGAAAGAAAAAACACGCGCUGAGGGGUACCAAAAGCGAAAUACUGCCGCAGCGCUUCUAGGUUGUAGAUUUUUCAACCUCAGCCCUAAGGUGCCCCAAUUAUCACUUGUUUAGCUCACUGCAACGCGAGUCAGCCUGUAGGACUAUAUUUAAGAAGGCAACUCUCAUAAACCCUGUCCGACUUUUUCGAAUAAGUUUAUGUGGGUUGCAAACCUACAUAACUUGCAUGCUUGCCACACGACUUAGAAUGUUUUUACCUUUUCUUAAAAGCCUUUAAAAAAUGUUAUUAUACGAGGAGCCACUAGCAAUAUCUAGAAAGUCCGAAGGUGUUUUUCAUUAUUGCAUAGGGCUAAUCCACUUUAUAGACUUAUUUGGUUGCAACUUGAAAAUAUAUUUUUUGAAGUACACCAGUGACCUAUAUGAUUGUAAAUUAAAAACUUUCCAAUGUAACACUCUUGUGGCAGGCAAGCGGUGAUCCUAAUAUACAAAAUAUAUAUAUAUAUAUAUUGUCGAUAUAUAUAUAUAUAUUUGUAUCUAAUGUAGGCUUAUUUUCCCUUGUAAAUGUAAUCUUAAUGUUUAAGCGGGGUUAUGUUAACCUCCCAUUAACUCCAAUGCUCUAUAUGUAUAUGCAAUAUGUUAUAUACAUGGGGAAACACAAAAACCUGUAAACAUUUUCGGGAUGCUUAGACCGAAAAAUUCUUCGGUGUCCAAGAACUGGUAUUGUUUCUGAUGUUGUAGAACAGUGGGGCUGGCCUGACUCGCGAGUCUUGAUAGUUCCUCUGCCGACGCCCUGGUUACACCGACACUUUAAAGUUUAAACGCUCGUGUGGCUUUGGGAUGCGUCUUCGGAACACGCACACAACUACAAGUCUUACAUUUCAUUGUACUUGAGUGGGCACCACUGUUGUAGAGUUAUUUUGCUCAGAUUUUUAAAGGCAUAUCUUCUCUUGCAAGUUAAACGUUUACCCUUAUGAUUUUUUUCUGGUCCUCAUGCUAAGCUAAAAGUACACGGGCUUAAACCUAAAAAAAGUUAAAGAAAUUUGGUAUAAAAGCCUACUUUUAGUUUAACGUGAAAACGGGUUAAUUACCCCAAGUUAAAGAUAGGGACACCGAGACAGUGGCAUUUACAGUUGAACAGGUUCGUUAGUUGUUCAGUUAGUUAAACUCUAUAAAUACACACUUAUGUCCUGAGUUUAGAACAAUACAGAUGGUAUAUGUGCCACAAGAUCUGUCAAUCAAAUGCAACCAACCACAGAAACUCCAAUCAAAAACGAAAAUACAUAAAGAAUACCACAGAAA